CCGCUUUUGUGCAGCCAUCAGUAGGAUUUCGCUAUUCGCGGAGGACACGCUACACUUGUACAUGGAAUAACGAUACGUGCUCAUUCAAUUAAAUAAAAAGUAAAACUUCAAAAUGUUAACAGGAUGGCGAUUGGCGUUAUCGAAAUUAUUUAUAAUACCGCAAAGGUAUGUCUUGGCGAUCAUGGCCUUAUUGGCCGUAGCCAAUGCGUAUACUAUGCGAGUAUGCCUGAACUUGGCCAUCACACAGAUGGUAAAGAAAACUGCAUCGGCCCAUGCAAGUGUCAGCGUGGACUACGACCCCCUCGUGUGUCAGGAUCAGAAUGCUAUAUCUGCUAAUGCAUCUGACGUCAGGAAUUUCUAUGCCACUUCUAGAGCUGAUGAUCAACUAUUUGAAUGGAGCGAAGCAACUCAGGGUCUGAUCCUUGGUUCCUUCUACUACGGGUACGUGCUAACCCACAUUCCUGGAGGCAUGUUAGCUGAACGUUAUGGAGGCAAAUGGGUACUCGGCGGUGGUCUGCUAUCCACUGCCAUUUGUACCAUCAUCACUCCAAUCACCGUCAAACUUGGAGGAGCCACCGCUUUAUUCAUUUUGAGAGUCAUCGAAGGUUUUGGUGAGGGCCCGACGAUGCCAGCGUUGAUGGCGAUGCUGUCAAAAUGGGCGCCCAAAGCGGAGCGAGCUCGUUUCGGUGCCAUCGUGUUUGGUGGAGCACAAAUAGGAAACAUAGCGGGAUCGUACUUCUCUGGUCUCAUCAUGUACAAUGGAAGCUGGGAGCAUGUUUUCUACAUGUUUGGAGGGCUCGGUCUACUAUGGUUCGUUAUAUGGUCUUUGCUUUGCUACAGCACACCGAACACCCAUCCCUUCAUCUCAGACAGCGAGAAAAAAUUCUUGAACCAAAACGUUGAUGCCUUGAUCCACACUUAUUCAAAGAGGUUGGACCCCAUCCCAUGGAAGGCGUUGCUCCGAUCUGUACCUUUGUGGGCCCUGAUUAUUGCUGGUAUUGGUCACGAUUGGGGAUACUUCACAAUGGUCACCGACCUUCCUAAAUACAUGACUGACGUCCUCAAGUUCAACAUCAAGUCUACUGGUAUACUGUCAGCUUUACCGUAUGUGGCAAUGUGGAUCGCUUCAUUCUUCUUCGGUCUCAUUUGCGACUUCUGCGUCAAGAGAGGAUACCACUCCAUAAAGAAUGCGAGAAAGAUUUACACAACUAUUGCGGCAAGCGGUCCCGGUAUUUGCAUCAUCAUGGCUUCGUACUCUGGCUGUGAUACGACUCUUGCCGUUUUCUGGUUCAUCUUCGCCAUGACUCUCAUGGGGGCUUACUACAGUGGCAUGAAGAUCAAUCCCUUGGAUAUCAGCCCGAACUAUGCUGGUACCACCACAGCUAUGGUCAAUGGUAUCGCUGCCAUCUCAGGAAUUAUUUCACCGUAUCUCAUUGGACUACUGACGCCAAAUUCAACGUUGGAGCAAUGGCGUGUCGCCUUCUGGGUGUGCCUUGGCGUCUUAGUUGUGACCAACAUUAUCUACGUCUUGUUCGCGAAGGGAGAGCAGCUAUGGUGGGAUGAUGUCAAGGUUCACGGUUACCCUGAAGGUUGGAAGUACGGUGAUCUGCCCACGAGACAGGGCGACUCAGAAGGACAAAAGACCGAAAACGUCGAAAAAGACAAAAACUAAACGACUGCUUAACUUACUCUUUUUGUAAAUAUUGUAACUAUAAUAGGCUAAUUUUGUUAUUUAUGAAUAAGAUUAUUUAAUUCCAA
This is a messenger RNA of Trichoplusia ni (cabbage looper), 1758 nucleotides long. Its product is annotated as putative inorganic phosphate cotransporter. Gene Ontology annotation, molecular function: transmembrane transporter activity. NCBI's taxonomy places the organism in Eukaryota, Metazoa, Arthropoda, Insecta, Lepidoptera, Noctuidae. Bases 113 to 1672 code for a protein of 519 amino acids. Gene Ontology annotation, biological process: transmembrane transport; monoatomic anion transport. The record is from RefSeq and is a predicted model, not a curated record. The transcript is spliced from 9 exons.